This is a messenger RNA of Bursaphelenchus xylophilus (pine wood nematode), 1761 nucleotides long. The record is from the annotation of a GenBank genome assembly. NCBI's taxonomy places the organism in Eukaryota, Metazoa, Nematoda, Chromadorea, Rhabditida, Aphelenchoididae.
AUGGCCGUAUCCCAAUCAGUCCGUUUUCAUCAGGUCAUGGUCUCGUUUCUAGCCAAGAAUAUUAUUCUGACGUUAACUUUGAUCUCCGCGACUGGAUCUGGAGUCGAGUUCAACCUUGGUGAGUGCUGUUGGUGUCCAUGAGAUGUUCUAUGCAAGCAAUAUUAAUGUAAUCUUGCACUUGUUUUCCUUGUUUAUCCGUUUCUAAACUUCAAGAAAAUUGAAUUGACCCGUGACUGUAAACAAAAUCAUUCUUUCUACAGAAUUUGUAACCUCCACAGAAUGAAAAGAUUAAGAAAUAUAUUUUAGGAAUAAUUCAUGGAAUCGAGGGUUCUAUGGUCUGGCACAAUGUCAGAUAUGCCGUGGAUGAAUGGAACAAGAAUAAUCUGGCUUCCCCCAUUCCCAUCACUCUCAACGUGAUUUAUCCCACAGACUCCUUCGCUUCCGUGGAGGACAGAUUCUGUGAUGUAGUCCAACAUAAUCUGAUCGGCCUUAUCGUCCCUGCAGUCCUCCUGACUUCGGAAGAGAUGACUUUCAUCUUUUCCAUGUGUAAUCGCAUCAAUUUACCUUGUUUAACUACCAGUGAUCUGCUCUUGAAUGACUCCAGUAAGGGUUACUGUAACAAUAAUCAAGUUUAGAUAUCAACAAUUUCGUCCAUUCCGUGGCCCCGUCUUCCGGGACGGUUGGGAAAGCGGCUGCCAAGCUCAUCUCAAGUCUUUCCUGGAACUCUUUUGUUCUGGUUUAUGAGAAACCGGAGAAUCUGAUAGAAGUAACGGCUCUCCUCUCCAUCUAUUACAAUGAACACGGUACUCGCACGUCGAUACGGGUCCUGCAGUUACCUCUGUCAUUGGAUAAUUACGAUGCCUUCCUAAAAUACACAAGGGAACAGCUGAAACAGACGAGUAUUGUAAGAAAGAUGACUAAAUUUAUGUUGUUUUAGGUAGUCCAUUCCCAAAAUAUAGGGAUUGUUCACGAGUUACUGAUCAAGGCCAGCCGACUCAACAUGACAGAGUAUCGAUAUUCUUACUUGUUUACUCAUCCCGUAUGUUUCUGCAUGAAUGUAAUUACAAUUAUUAUAACGAACAUCUUAGGAUCUUGCAUUAUUGGAGGAUUUCCUGAGUACAGACACCCAAAACUAUAGAUGUAAUGUCAGUGGGAUGAGGAUUGUCCAGAAAAGUCCUUUAAUUAAAACAGAUCUCGCACUUUCCCUGGAUUCUGUAUAUUUAUUUGGCCAAGCACUGAAAGAUCUGGCCAGAAGACCCCUCUUACCCAUGCCUACGGCAAUUCUAUGUGAUGCUGAUGAUCUCUGGGCUGACGGUGAGAUCCUAAACGAAGCCAUCAAGAAGGUAGGAUAGAAAAGUUCGACCGUUGACAAUUCAAACUUUCUUGGACAACCUUCCUUUUUUGUCCGAACUUUUAAUUCUUUUUAAAUUACUCUCCACUCCUUAUUACAUACCUACAAUGUUUUCUGCGCCUCUGAGAUUAGUUCUAGUUACAUUGAUGAAGUAAUUUCUCCGAAGAUUGAUAAUUUUUGAUUGAUCGGUCAUUUUUUACUUCUGUUUUUUCACAUAUUUUCUAUUUUUUGAAUUGAGCGAAAGCGCUCUUUUAUUUGUAUUUUAGGAUUAUUUUUAGACAUCUGUAUCCGGAAAGACAACUGGACCCGUAAAACUAAGUCCAAGUGGGAUAACCAGAGACAACGCCACUUUCAUCGGCCUCACAAGGACUGCUGGAAGGUUUAGAGAAGUAAGUCUGGCAAAAAAGUAA